Molecule: messenger RNA, 682 nt
Organism: Lingula anatina
Lineage: Eukaryota; Metazoa; Brachiopoda; Lingulata; Lingulida; Lingulidae
Source: RefSeq, a predicted model, not a curated record
UGUUUCACGUGUCUUCCUGCCUCCCUAGUGAUUGCGACGUCGUCCAGUGUCGCCGUCUCCACUUAAAUAUCACCACGACAGCGCACCUGGUGCUCGGAACCGUAGUGGAGGAAAAGCACCCUUGCAGCUGCAGGGCCUACGAACUCACAGUCGAGUGCCUUAACAAGGUGUAUAACACCUGCCAGUCACUGAGUCAAACCUCGCUCAAUACCCUGAUCUUGGCCAGUGGCAAAGAAUACAAGGCCAAAUACAAAGAAUGUAAAGAAACGACAGGGUCUUACUGCCCAGAGGUGGACCCCAGAAUGGCCACCCGGGAACUGACCACCGCCAGAGUUAGACGGAACCAAGGGAAGACCAAUGUAGCUUCCGUCACAGACGUGAACGCCGCCGCGGCCUUAGGACUCGGUGCUUCUCAACAUGUCGUCGGGUUCUUGCCGUUUCUUGUUGGAGGUAUUUUUGCCAUGACAUUAUGACGAAGAGAGAAAACUGGGAGUUUGUGGUAACAAAUAAAUACACCUGCGGGCAUUUUAUAGGGUUAUGGAGAUCUUAUAGGUAUUCAAAAAAUUCAAGGUCAGAUGUGAAAUAAAACUCGUGUAGGCCUACUAUUACAUGAACUCGUAUAUUUGAGACUUGAUUUCUGCGGUUUUAGGUUAAAUGCAAAGUACGGCACUGUCAUCGAUAA